Acaulospora morrowiae is the source of this 999-nucleotide messenger RNA. The record is from the annotation of a GenBank genome assembly. Lineage: Eukaryota; Fungi; Glomeromycota; Glomeromycetes; Diversisporales; Acaulosporaceae.
AUGUCCUCUUAUACUAUACCGAAGAGCUUUAACGCCAAUAGUUUAAAACUUACACCAGAGAAAUUAGCUGAGUGGAGUAAAAGAAGUACAUCAAACGCGUUACCGUUUUCCCGUGCUAUUCGUCAGAAGCCUUUAGAACCGUCAAACCAUUUCUCAUUUGCUUCAAAAAAAUACGUUAACGACUCAGGUGAAAAGGGCGAUGAUGCUAAAACUAACGCGGAAAGUUCUGGUAUAACAAAAAAAGUACAGCAGAUUCAUUCAAAUUUAUGUGACGACGAUAACGACGAUAAGGAUUAUAGAAAACUAGAGAAUUCUAAAAAGAAUGUGAAAUUUGUUGAUAUUGAACAUUCAUCUUUUGAAUCUCAAAGUUUUGAAAAUAUAGAUGUGAUGGACGUGGAUAUCGUUGAUCUUACAACUUGCAUUGACCCUCAAGAUCAAACGGUUGCCGAUGAGAAUGCGUCGAAUGAUAACAGGACCAAAUUAUUUGUUGGCACUUAUGCCGAUAAUCAAAUUGAUAACAACUCUGAAUCUUCAAGUAAACAUGAUUGUGAUUCGGAAAAGAAUGCAAUUAUCAUUGAGCCACUACAAUCAUAUAGUCAAGAGAUCUCACGACAUAGUUCAUCAGAAGAGGAUGUCGCGUUUACUUGGACAUUACAGGAAGAUCACCCUCAUUCUCGCCUCAUAAAUAAAUCAUCAAUGAAAGAAAACACAAAACUUCUCCUGGAAUUAGAUCGCAUACUAGGAGAACUAGAGCUGUCCAUGAAAUCUGUACAAGAAUUGCAACUUAGUACAGACAAAGAACUUGAUUCUAUAGAAAGGUCAUUAGAACCUUUCGAAGAUGAAUUGAGGAAAAUGCAAGGAGAAAUGUGCGAUCUAAAAAAUAAUAUUGCUAGGCAAAUUUCAAUUGGUGCUAUUGAGCAAAUCCAGGAGUGUAUACACGUGUUCGAAAAGGUAAAGACUAAAGAACGCGAUCCAGAAGCCGAGAACAACAAAGGUUAA